AGCGACCCGAACGUUUUCGUUUUGAUCCGUUCCUCAGCAAGCAGGCUACCCAUUGAAAGCCUGUAUGCCUGCUUGUGACAUCUCGAAAUCAACUUUGUAAUGGACUCAGACGAGGGCUAUAACUAUGAAUUCGACGAAGACGAGGAAUGCAGCGAAGAUAGCGGCGCAGGGGAACCAGGGGACUACCGCUUCGAAGUGCUGACUGCCGAGCAGAUCCUCCAGCAUAUGGUGGAGUGUAUCAGGGAGGUCAACGAUGUCAUCCAGAAUCCUGCAACCAUUACCAGAAUACUUCUUAGUCACUUCAACUGGGACAAAGAGAAGCUCAUGGAGAGGUAUUUUGAUGGCAACGUGGAUAAGCUGUUUUCAGAGUGCCAUGUCAUCAACCCCAGUAAAACGUUGACGACGCGACCGAUGAGCACCAGAUCCUCUGCUCAGGACCUGCCAUGUCAGAUCUGCUAUCUAAACCACCCUAACUCAUAUUUCACUGGCCUGGAGUGUGGACACAAGUUCUGCAUGCAGUGCUGGGGAGAUUACCUGACGACCAAAAUCAUGGAGGAGGGGAUGGGACAGACCAUUUCGUGUCCUGCCCAUAGUUGUGAUAUUUUAGUGGAUGACAACUCAGUCAUGCUCCUCAUAACCGACUCUAAAGUCAAGCUGAAGUACCAACAUUUAAUUACCAAUAGUUUUGUACAGUGUAAUAGACUGUUGAAGUGGUGUCCUGCACCAGACUGCCAUCACGUUGUCAAAGUCCACUACCCCGACGCCAAGCCUGUCAGGUGCAAGUGUGGUCGAAUGUUCUGUUUCAACUGUGGGGAGAACUGGCACGAUCCUGUCAAGUGUAAGUGGCUGAGAAAGUGGAUGAAAAGGUGUGAUGAUGACAGUGAAACAUCCAACUGGAUCGCAGCUAAUACCAAGGAGUGUCCAAAGUGUCAUGUGACCAUUGAGAAGAACGGCGGCUGUAACCACAUGGUCUGUCGGAACCAGAACUGUCAAGCUGAGUUCUGUUGGGUCUGUCUGGGGCCCUGGGAGCCACACGGCUCGGCAUGGUACAACUGCAAUCGCUACAAUGAAGACGAUGCCAAGGCAGCCAGAGACUCUCAGGAGCGCUCCAGAGCGAUGUUGCAGAGGUACCUGUUCUACUGCAACCGCUACAUGAACCACAUGCAGUCGCUCCGCUUCGAGCACAAGCUGUACGCCGGGGUGAAGGCCAAGAUGGAGGAGAUGCAGCAGCACAACAUGUCCUGGAUCGAGGUGCAGUUCCUGAAGAAGGCCGUGGACGUGCUGUGUCAGUGUCGCUCCACGCUCAUGUUCACAUACGUCUUCGCCUUCUACCUCAAGAAGAACAACCAGUCCAUCAUCUUUGAGAACAACCAGGCGGACCUGGAGAACUGUACAGAGACGUUGUCUGGAUACCUGGAGAGGGACAUUUCCCAGGAUUCCUUGCAGGAUAUCAAGCAGAAAGUACAGGACAAAUACAGAUACUGUGAGAGCCGGCGGAGGAUGCUUCUACACCAUGUACAUGAAGGCUACGAGAAGGACCAAUGGGAGGACAUUGAGGAUUGAGGACACACCUCCUCAUCUACAACAUGAACUGAAUCAGAGAACCUCUUUUCUCUACAGAAAAUAUUUUUUCGCCACACCUGAUUUUAAAAUCUUGAUGAGUUGAUAAUUUGAAUCAGCAGUCUAGUGCUGGGGCAAACAACUAAAUGUGCCCCCCUUUUGGGUCCCCAGGACCAGGUUUGAGAACCACUGGUCUAGAGAAUCUCUCUGUUCUCUAGUGACCAGAGCUGGUUAGAAUCUGGCAACACCCACUGGUGCAUCCUCUCCUCCCUCACUGCUUUUGUUUUAAUGGAAACUUCAAAAGUUAAAUCCUAUUUCAAUACAGCAGGUAGAAUAUUAAAUAUGAACUGUACAACAUAAAUAAAUCAAAGUAAAACAACAAAUGCAUACAGUGAUUUCAGAAAGUAUUCAGAUCCCUUGACCUUUUCCACAUUUUGUUACAUUACAGCCUUAUUCUAAAAUGGAU
Molecule: messenger RNA, 2026 nt
Organism: Coregonus clupeaformis (lake whitefish)
Lineage: Eukaryota; Metazoa; Chordata; Actinopteri; Salmoniformes; Salmonidae
Product: E3 ubiquitin-protein ligase arih1
Exons: 14
Coding region: 100-1563 (487 amino acids)
Biological process (GO): positive regulation of proteasomal ubiquitin-dependent protein catabolic process; ubiquitin-dependent protein catabolic process; protein polyubiquitination
Cellular component (GO): nucleus; ubiquitin ligase complex; cytoplasm
Molecular function (GO): ubiquitin protein ligase activity; ubiquitin conjugating enzyme binding; zinc ion binding
Source: RefSeq, a predicted model, not a curated record